AUGCAGCCUUGCCCCAAGUUCAGCUGCCCGUCUACACUGAAGAGCGGGCCGCAAGUGUUGUCUGCGGGAGAGCCAGCAUCAUCCGCAACUGUGAUUCCGAUCCCCACCAUCAACCUCCUUGAUGUCUUGGGGCCAAGCGACGGCCUGAGCUCUGUCUCUGAUGUGGCGUACAUGGCGUUUGCCUGCAUCUUUCCGCUGGAGAAGACGGUGCUGAAGGACAGCCGGCCAGCAGUGAAGCAGGAGAAGCAGCAUACUCUGGAGCAGCAGCUAGUACAGAUUGUGGAGUCUGUCCGCGGGCCAGGUCCCAAAGGCACCCCACAGCAGACCGUGCUGGAGAUCCUAGGGGUGGAGGGCGUCAACCACCCCAAGUUCAUGCAGGAGCGGAUGAUGAGCGAGGAGUGGAAGUGGUUCAACGUGGAGACGCUUUCAGAGGAUGCCAUCAUCUUUGCCUUCCAGCUGCUCUACAAGCACCACACCGUCUUCCUGCGCCAGCACUGGUUGGGAGUCGUGGCCAUGCAGAACCCUAUGGAUGCCUGGUCCAUCAACGACAUCAUCUACACCCUCAAGCCUGACCUCAUCAUUGAGGCUGGCACAGCCAAUGGAGGCAGUGCCCUGAUGUGGGCCUCCAUGCUGCACCUCAUCGGCAAGGGCGGCCGGGUAGUGACCCUGGAUAUGAAUCGCCCAGAGCAGAUUUCCUGGGUGGAAACGCGGGAGAAUCCCUGGGACAACCCGCUUUGGGAUCAGUACGUGACCUUCAUCCAGGGCAGCUCCACCGACCCGGCCAUACACAAACAGGUCAAGGACAUGGCAGACAAGGCCAAAAUGGUGCUGGUGCUGCUGGACAGCAGCCAUGAGGAAGACCAUGUGGGGUUGGAGACCGGCCUCUACUGCCCGCUGGCAUCACCAGGCAGCUAUUGUAUUGUCCAGGACACCAAAAUGGGUCGGUUCAACUGGCACAACCCCAAGAACGCCCUGCAAGCCUUCCUGGCGAGCCACCCCGAGUUCGCCAGCGACCGCACCCGAGAGCUGCUGUUCACAGACCACCCCAGCGGCUACCUGAAGCGCACCGGCUGA
This is a messenger RNA of Chlorella variabilis, 1074 nucleotides long. RefSeq lists its product as hypothetical. The record is from RefSeq and is a predicted model, not a curated record. Bases 1 to 1074 code for a protein of 357 amino acids. Gene Ontology annotation, biological process: DIM/DIP cell wall layer assembly; lipid biosynthetic process. Gene Ontology annotation, cellular component: plasma membrane. NCBI's taxonomy places the organism in Eukaryota, Viridiplantae, Chlorophyta, Trebouxiophyceae, Chlorellales, Chlorellaceae. Gene Ontology annotation, molecular function: methyltransferase activity. The transcript has 9 exons.